UUUAUGUCCAGUGUCGCGCAGGUCGUCAGGGAAGUUGGUGUGGGCGUUCCGUGAGGUGGCUGUUGAUGCUGGGAUUUUCCUCCUCGGCUAGCUCCUGAUGUUUCUCCCUACAUUAGAGCACGACAUGCACCAUUUCAAGCCCAGUCGGGACAGACUGUACACCACAAGAUGCUGUGGCUGUUGCCAUGUGAGGACCGGGACUAUCAUCCUCGGAACUUGGUACAUGGUAGUCAACCUGCUGAUGGGCAUCCUGCUGACUGUGGCAGUGACACACCCAGAAAAUGUGCCCACUAUCGACCUGCAGUAUGAGGUUAUCGAUCAUUACUUUGCCUCAGACAGGAUGUCUGAGAAUGCCUGUGUUGGAUUUGCCAUUUCUCUGCUGAUGCUCACUAUCAGUGCCAUGAUGGUGUAUGGAGCCAUUACUCAUCGUGAUGGCUGGCUUAUCCCGUUCUUCUGUUACCAACUGUUUGACUUUGCUCUGAGCUGCCUGGUGGCCAUCAGUUCUCUCACCUACCUGCCCAGGAUCAAGGACUACCUGGACCAGCUGCCGGACUUCCCCUACAAAGAUAACCUCCUGUCUCUGGACUCUAGCUGCCUGCUGCUCUUUGUGCUGGUCUUCUUCGCCUUCCUCAUCAUCCUCAAGGCCUACCUGAUCAACUGUGUGUGGAACUGCUACAAGUACAUCAACAACAGGAACAUGCCAGAGAUUGCUGUGUACCCGGCUUUUGAGGCCCCUCCCCAGUACAUCCUGCCCACCUAUGAGAUGGCAAUGAAGAUGCCAGAGAAGGAACCCCCUCCUCCUUAUAUGCCUGCUUAAGCACCCACCCUCCAUUACCAAAACACACACACACACACACACACACACACACACACACACACACACACACACCAUCAUAUGCACACCUACACUCCCUUCCUAGCCCUCUCCCAACACCACGGCCCCCUCCCCUCCAGUGUAUGUGUAUGGCCACUCCAAACUUCUUGUUUGACCCUGCCAAAUGCAUUUCUGUGAACCUUACAUCCUGUAGAUAUGAGCAGAAAGGUGCUAUUAAAGAGUGAGUUCUCUAUCAGGGAAUGAUUGAGAUGUUUAAAUAGCAAUGAAAGAUACCAGCCAAUCCCCCCUCCCCCCUAGCCUUUUUUUAUGUCUUAGUAAAGGGAUACUUGUGAAAAUUUAAUUGCUUGAAAUGCUCUCAUCAAUCCAGCACCAUCUUAUCCUUAGAUUGAUAUAUGAAGUGUAAAAGGACAAAAAAUCUUAUGACAAUCCACUUAAUUAUAACUCUUAUUGUUUUGUUUUUUUCCCUUAUUAAGAGCUAGAUUUGAUUCCAUCUAAGCCUCAGAUGGAGAUGUUUGUAGCACUUUUUUGUCAGUUCUGUUAUUUAUUUAGCAUCGCUGUGGGUCAGUACAUCGCCCUGCCAUGUUGAGCACCUCUCCGCCGCCCUCCUGGUGAUUCUGCCUCCUGUUAGACAAGUUAGUGAGCGGUGCUGCAGCUGAGGCUGCGCACGACGGAGACAGCAGGGGGCGCUCAUGACUCCUUUCAUCAAGCGGUUACUCUUGUGAACGGUAGUUGUUGCAUGCUAAUUUUAUCCCUCUUUCUUUACGGUUAAUACCAUAUUUUGAUCCUAGUGGAAAUACAUUUGGCUUCAAUAAACGUUUCAAAACAUUUGAAUCCAU
This is a messenger RNA of Myripristis murdjan (pinecone soldierfish), 1671 nucleotides long. RefSeq names its product lysosomal protein transmembrane 4 alpha (gene laptm4a). Bases 98 to 817 code for a protein of 239 amino acids. The transcript is spliced from 7 exons. The record is from RefSeq and is a predicted model, not a curated record. Gene Ontology annotation, cellular component: lysosomal membrane. Lineage: Eukaryota; Metazoa; Chordata; Actinopteri; Holocentriformes; Holocentridae.